AUGGUCACGAUCAACUCCAUGCUCCCCUCGGGACGGCGGGCUUCGAUGAAAGCUUUGAAAGCCAGCCCAACUCUUACCCAGCAAGGCCACCACCCGCAAAGAGCGACUCUGAACGACCUGCCACCAGAAGUGCACCUCCUAAUCAGCAAGCAGCUCAUCUACCCAGAUGCCCUAUCCCUCAAGCAUACGUGCCGCUACUUCUUCCACCUGGUCGACACGGGCGUGAGACUGAAGGUCGCAUGGCUGAUGGAGCGCCGAAGUCUGCAUCUCGAAUGUCCGAACGACCGUCGCUGUGACCUGCGGACCGACUUGCAGUUCUGUCGUGGAAGUGUCAAGCUGCUGAUGGAACGCCGGCGUGAGCACAUGGAGUGCGAGUCGCGCCCGGGCUUGGGGUGUCUGGUGUUCGGCACAAGCACUUGCUCACACAGGCGGAGCUUCAUGGAGCGAUGCAAGAGACGAUUGCGGUCCCCGCUCACCAUUGAGCUGUGGUGGAUUCUGCUCGCCAUCCUUCCUGUUAUCCUCGGAUCUUUCUGGGCUAUAGAACGAACAGAGUGGCAGCUCGGUUAG
Molecule: messenger RNA, 567 nt
Organism: Anthostomella pinea
Lineage: Eukaryota; Fungi; Ascomycota; Sordariomycetes; Xylariales; Xylariaceae
Source: the annotation of a GenBank genome assembly